CAGAGCCUGCCAGUGGCUGGAAAGCACCUUCCUUCGGUGGCUGAACGGUUUAGGACAUGGCUUUCUUCGGGUUAACAUUCCUGGGGUACCAGGAACCCUUCUGGCAGAGAAAGCUGGCGUUAGAGAAGCCUGACGCAACAGGGCCAAAGGUGCUCAAAGGGGGAUUGUUUCACCUAAAACUCCCCCCCAUCAGCCCGGGGCGCUGUGAUGACACAGUGCACCAGGGGAGCUACAACCGCUACCAAGAGGCUGUGAAGCAGAAUCAGCUCCAGAGAUCCCCCAACCAAGUCUUCAGGGUCCCAGUGACUUGUGCACAGGACUGCGGCUGGUGGCUGCCCAGAGAUCCCAUGGUCCGAGCAGAGGAGGCCACCCCCUGGAUGACAGUGCCGAGGCAUCCCCUGAUAAGGAGCCCCAUGACCAGGUUCGUGGACAGCAUGGGCCUCAGCAACCCCCAUUUCAGCCUGUUCUGAGCACCAAGUGGGCCCCACCGCCGGGUACGUCUGGCCUUCCACGGACAUGGAGCAGCCCC
This is a messenger RNA of Chelonoidis abingdonii (Abingdon island giant tortoise), 529 nucleotides long. It is a transcript of the gene SPMIP11, whose product is annotated as sperm microtubule inner protein 11. Lineage: Eukaryota; Metazoa; Chordata; Testudines; Testudinidae. The record is from RefSeq and is a predicted model, not a curated record.